This is a messenger RNA of Anolis sagrei ordinatus, 2768 nucleotides long. It is a transcript of the gene LBH, whose product is annotated as LBH regulator of WNT signaling pathway. NCBI's taxonomy places the organism in Eukaryota, Metazoa, Chordata, Lepidosauria, Squamata, Anolidae. The record is from RefSeq and is a predicted model, not a curated record. Gene Ontology annotation, cellular component: nucleus. Gene Ontology annotation, biological process: positive regulation of DNA-templated transcription.
CCUCUCCUCCGAGUGUUUGUGCGUCUCAGCAGCAGGUGGGGAAGCCAACUUGCCCUCUUUUCUCCUCCUCCUCCGUGCUCAGAUACACAAGGACGCCGGUCGGCUCGCUCUUUUGUUCGGACUUCAUGUCUGUUUUCUUCCCCAUUCACUGCCCUGAUUAUUUGAGAUCAGCUGACAUGACUGAGGUGAUGAGUGCUCCAUCUAUGGAUGAGAUUGGUUUAAGCCCCCGCAAAGAUGGCCUAUCCUAUCAGAUUUUCCCUGACCCUUCCGACUUUGAUCGUUACUGUAAGCUGAAGGACCGCCUGCCUUCGAUUGUGGUGGAGCCAACAGAUGGGGACGUGGAGAGUGGAGAGUUAAGAUGGCCACCUGAGGAGUUCCUGGUUCAGGAUGAAGAGGAAGAAAAUUGUGACGAAGCAAAGCAAGAGAACAAGGAGCAAUAAAUGGCACAGACAACCCAUCUGUACUACUUAAGAUGCAAACCAUCUUGAGGGAGGAGAACAACUGUUCUGGGAGGUCUUUUUCUACAAAAGACAUUCAAUCUUGCACCUGCAAGAACUUAGUUUUUUCAUACUCUCAACUGAGAACUGAAGUGCUUGAUGUGACAAUCUCCAGAUGAAACUAAUGAAGAAAGUUAGACAGAGAGAAGGGAUGGCUGCUCUUUUUUAAGAUUGCUGUUGAAUUACGUUGUGGUUAUCUGGGCAGUCGUAAAGUUACAGGUCGCUUUGGUGAAAGAAUAUAUGGGCAGGAAACACACUUUUUCUUUUUUUUGUUCUGAAGUGUGUGGAGCAGAGGAAAUGACUGCAAGGUGUAAAAAUGUAGCUGCAUUUAUGUAAGAAACUGCCACCGGCCACAAAAGUAUGAGACUAGUAUUCAUCUCUUGAAACUUUGCCUUCUUAUAAUGCUUCUGUUUUAAUGUGUGUGCACGUGUACAUAUGUGUUUGGGGAUGGGAGAUAUGGUAACAUGCCACUGACAUGCUCCAAUGAUAUCACCAGCAUAGAGGAGCAAUGGAUCAAUAAUCUUCCCCAGUUCAGCAUUUUCUAGAGCUGCAUACAAGUUGUCUUUUCUUUCUUUUCUCCCUCCCUGCCAUUUGUUCUUAAAAUAGGUAUUUUGGACUUGCAAUGUAGAAUAACAUUGUGUUGGCCCGGAACUGCUAAUGUUAUGUAACAGUCCUUUGCCACAUGUCUAGUCCUGUUCAUUCUACCCAUGAUCUAAAAAAAACAGCCAAAGUCCAACCUGAAGUGGGGAUGGGAGGAGAGUUUAAAAAGCUUCAAGAGAUUUUUGACAUGAAGAAUAAUUUGCCUAAGUUGCUUUUGAGAAUUAUGCAUUUGGUUCCUAUAAAACCCCAGCUUCUCCAGUGCUGGUAAGGUUGGUCUAGUCGUGGGCAAAGAUGGAUCAAGGACUCAUUUUUCAUUUCAAUCCAGAAGCCAGCCUGGUCCAAUGGUUUCUUACUUACAACUUUGGAAGUCAUUUAAAUAUAAGAUAGUACAAGUUAAAGGAAAGAGGGCCUUCUCUUCAAAAUAUAUAUUUUUAGAAAUUCCUUUCUCUCAGUACAGUAGAGAAGAUAACGUGCUUUUUUAACACGUGUGGAAUCUAUCAAUGGGUGUAGUGUUCUCAAGCCUAAAUUUCCAGGAAUGACCUUCCUUCCUUCCUUUUGCCCCAUUCUUCCUCUCUCAGGACAAGAACAACUUGCAGGAUAAGCUAAACUUGCAGAUUUCUAGGAAAGCACCAUCUGACUUUGGUGGAAGUCUUUGCUAUGACUUCAUAAUAUGACAGGACCACUCUGAGAAAUCAAAAGUAAUGACUUCCAUUUCAAUUCUGGAGACACUAAAAUGAUGUAAAGCAUAUGUCACAGCCUUAAUAGAUUAUUCAGAAAGUUUUCCCACACCCCUUGUUUAUUGGCUCAUUAUUAUUUUAAAGAAAAGUAUGGGGACUUUUAAGUGUAUAUACUUGUAUUUGAUACCUCAUGAGUAGUUUUUGAAAAAAAAUGCUGAUAAGGGAGUUAGAGGAAUUUGCUUGUUCAAAUCAGCAGGAUAUCUUCCUCCAGUCUUGUCUUGCUUGUGUUUUUAACAUAAUGGCAAUAACUUUUUAACAGCUGUGAGUCAUUGUUAUAUGUGGUUGUGAGGUUACAGACUUCUGCGUGAGUUUGUUUUUUAAAGUAUAAUGUAGGAAUAAUGUAGGAGUUGAGUGUUCUUGUGUGUUCUUUUGGCAGCCAAGAACUUGUCGCACAUGUACUACCUGUCUUGGUCUCACUGAAGUGUAUUUUGCAUCCUGAUCUAGCCAAGGUUGCUUGAAAACCAAUGGAUCCAGAUGUUUUAUGGUCUUGUAUCUUUGACAUCUGUUCUUGUCUUGCUGUUCAAUAGAAUGAAUUGCUAUUCCUGCACACCACCCUCUCAACCACCCUACUUCCUCCCCUUUGAAGAUUACUUUUCACUUUCUGAUUUUUUUUUUGUCCCAGGUUUGAAGUUGUCAAAUGUUAGCCACUUCGAAAAGCAAAAGUCCUUAAUGCUUAAGAGUGGAAAUGCUGUUUGUCUUUAAAUAUUUGCGUAUCCUUUUUUUGCCUCUUUUUUAAAACAAAAUGUUGCUUGUAUUUCUGUCACUUUUGAAUGUGGAAGAACAAAGCACUCCAAUUGAAUUUCUCCUGUUGUAUAUUACAUUCUAUAUUUCUGUAAAAAUUCUUUUUGGAGCCUCAGGGAAAAAAGCUAGCAUUUUUUCAAACUACUUUUGUCACUGUGACAGCUGUAAAUAAAGUUUGAAAAUGCUUUCCAAA